Messenger RNA from Cannabis sativa, 843 nucleotides. RefSeq lists its product as uncharacterized. The record is from RefSeq and is a predicted model, not a curated record. Lineage: Eukaryota; Viridiplantae; Streptophyta; Magnoliopsida; Rosales; Cannabaceae. The transcript has a single exon. Bases 129 to 578 code for a protein of 149 amino acids.
UUCCCACUCACAUUUUCAUUUUUGUUGUUCUUCUCUUUCAUUCUCAUUCUCUCUCACUCCUCAACUCACCCAUCUUUCUCUCUCUAGAUCAAGCACUGUAAUUUUAAUUUGAUCGAGAUUUCUACACAAUGAUGGGCGAAGAGCAAGGCAAAUCUUUCAAGUGCGGCCGACUCUCCAGAUGCUUCUCUAGCCGCGGUGUCCACCAUCACCACGAAGUUUUGGGGAACAAUAACGAUUAUAGAGCAUCGUCGUUUCGAACGCGCACCUGGCUCAAAUCGACGGCCAACGAUCUGCCGGAGAUUCGGGAGCGUUGCCGUAAUCUGAUCCAACGUUGGAAGAUCAGGCGGCAUAACAACCAACCGUUCCAGUCCUCCGAUUUCAGUUAUGAUCUGUCGAGUUAUUCGCUGAAUUUCGAGGAUGAUAAUAGCCGGUUCGACGAUGAUGAGUUUCGUCUUAAGGAUUUCUCUUCGAGAUUGCCGGCGUCGCCUUCUACUCCGACGCUACCGCCGGCGUCUUCUGCGGCUAAAUGUGGUUCCGAUUCUGGUGGCUUUGGGAGAGGAUUGAUUGUUGGUUUUUAGGUGUUAUUGGAUUUAAAGCUAUUUGAGCGAAUUGAAUUGUAUAGUAAUGAAUUUAAUAUUAAAAUAUUAUUAUUAUUAAUAUUAUUACAUAUGGCGUACUUCUAAUAUUCAAGUGAAUUGUAUAUAUUCUACGUACCUUAUUUUUAUUGGUUAAAAGAAUAUGGUACACAAUAUAUACGGUAGAGUGUCACUCACACAAGAUACAUUUACUUUUUUAAUAAUUUUAUUUAAACUUUAAAUUUAUUACAUUUAGGACUUCAUGCAA